Phlebotomus argentipes is the source of this 1847-nucleotide messenger RNA. Its product is annotated as putative E3 ubiquitin-protein ligase UBR7. Gene Ontology annotation, cellular component: cytoplasm. The transcript has 2 exons. NCBI's taxonomy places the organism in Eukaryota, Metazoa, Arthropoda, Insecta, Diptera, Psychodidae. The record is from RefSeq and is a predicted model, not a curated record. Gene Ontology annotation, molecular function: ubiquitin protein ligase activity; zinc ion binding. Bases 248 to 1516 code for a protein of 422 amino acids.
GGUGUACGAGAGUUGUAUUUCGUGAAUUUCUGGUGAAGAAAAAUUCAGCAGGAACUUUCAUGGGAUAUUCCCGCGUUCUUCAGCGUCCUUCGGUGUUACUGUGUGAAGUUGGUUGCGAUUGUGAAAAUCGGUGAUGCCAAUCCAUCAAGAGAGGCAUUGUUCCGUUGUGUUUCGUGAAUAGAUAUUUUCCAUUUUCCCAUUCCAGUCGGCUUUAAAUUUCAUCUGUAAGUGCUCAGGUGACAAUACAAUGGCUCAAGAACAAGAUCCUUCACUUAAUGAAUCCAGCGUCACCAUGCUGGACGUUCUGGACGAAGAGCAAGCAUUGGAAGAAGAGAGUCUGGCAGUGCUUGGGGGCUCUGAUGACAAGUUCUGCACAUAUUCCAAGGGCUACGUGAAGAGACAGGCGCUGUAUUCGUGUCUGACAUGCUCUCCGGAAUCCUCCACGGACACCACAAAGUGUGCUGGAGUUUGCCUGGCUUGCAGUUACCACUGUCACGAGGGCCACGAGUUGGUGGAGUUGUAUACAAAGCGCAACUUCCGCUGUGACUGUGGCGGAGUGCGUAUGCCGGAUGUUAAGUGCUCCCUUGAGCCAGAGAAGGGGUCAGAGAAUACAGAGAAUCACUACAAUCAGAACUUCUCGGGACUCUACUGCUCUUGCCACCGACCGUAUCCGGAUCCCGAGGAUCCCAUUGAGGAUGAGAUGAUCCAGUGCAUCAUUUGUGAGGAUUGGCUCCAUUGUCGCCACCUGGAAAUCGCUGUUCCCACUGGGCAAACCUUCUUCGAGAUGAUUUGCGCUGAAUGCAGCGAGAAGAAUGAUGUUCUGCACUUUUACUUGGGAUUAUCUGUGGGCAGAAUCGAGAACGAAUGUGAGACAGUUCCAGAAAUUGCGCUCAAUGUUGAAGAUACAUCAGCUACUGAGGAGAAGAAGGAGGAAAAAUUAGACAGUGAGGAUAAAUCAGGAACUUCUGAGCCUACAAAUGAUACCGAAGUAAAGGAGAAAGUUGUGGAGACUAAAGAGCCAGAACAGUCAACAAGUUCCAUGGAUGAUAAGGAGCCAGAGGCUAAGAGGGCGAAGUUGGAUAUUCCAGAGGACAAGUCAGAUGUAUGCAAACGACCGACAUUGAAGCUCUCUCAUAAGCGCGGUGCCACUUUCUGGCCAGAAAACUGGCGUGAGCAGCUCUGCAAGUGUAGCGAGUGCCAGAAGAUAUAUGCUGAGCUCAAGGUGGUCUUCCUCCUGGACUUGGACGACACUGUGCAGAGCUACGAGGAGCAUGGAAAGAACAAGGCCAAGGAAUCUGACUAUGACAGGGGAAUGAGAGCUCUUUCCUCCAUGGAUCGCACCAGGCAAAUCGACGCUAUCUCAGCAUAUAAUCGAAUGCGGGAAAAACUCAAGGAGUAUCUGCACACAUUUGUGGCCAAUCGCCAGGUGGUCACUGAGGAGGAUGUUCGACGAUUCUUUCGCAUGAUGAAGAAUGAGAAAAACGAGAAUCUCGGGCAGCCCUACUUCUGUCGCUAAGUCUGUGAGCAGACACUCUGAGAUCAUGAUUCCCAGGCAGAAUCCGCGAACUUAUUUCAGUGAGGCGAGUUAUCAAUAAAAUAAUUAUUUGUGAAGCAUCCAAUGAAGUUCUUCCGAGCACAAGUUGGUGAGUUUUUAUAGCCUUAAAUUUUCUGUGAGAUGUUAAAUUCAAUGCAAGAAUCUUCUCUGAAAUUGGAGAAACGUGUGGAGGUGGUAUUUUCCAGUAAAUCGUAUUCAGCGUGGGCGAUUCUCCCAAAUUCCGCCCCGUAAGCAUCAAUUUCAAUAUCUUGAUUUCGGAGAAUUGUCUUCGCAAAAUGUUUUGGGAUUUCUG